This is a messenger RNA of Spodoptera litura, 3624 nucleotides long. RefSeq lists its product as uncharacterized. The record is from RefSeq and is a predicted model, not a curated record. Lineage: Eukaryota; Metazoa; Arthropoda; Insecta; Lepidoptera; Noctuidae. Gene Ontology annotation, cellular component: nucleus. Gene Ontology annotation, biological process: regulation of gene expression.
CGGAGCGCGCUCGCACCGCGUGCCCGAGUCAUUCACGAUCGCGACUCCGCGCCGACAUAACAUGUAAUCGGUCUCCUAUUCAUAUUAUCACUUCAAAUUUUCUUCGCAAUUUUAUAAGGACUUUGAUAAGAAGUUGUUGACCAACAAUAAACUUUAAAAACAAGUUAGUGCAAAUAAAUGCAUUUUGCGGUGAACCUAGAGUGAAAUGGCCCUGUCGCUGCAGUCGACGCAGAAUUCAAGAGGUGUGUCAGUGAGACCGCUAUCGACGAUGCGUCAAGAGUCUUUACCGAUGUUGGCGGAGAGGUUGCUGGCGACGCGCGCCGCGGCACUAGUCGCGGGGCUCCCAGCCGAGCUGUACUCUGGCGCACUGCUGGCCGCCUGGCCACCCUCGCCUCCCGCGCCGCUACUACCUCCCCAAGACAUGGAGCGCGCACGCAAGCGACGUCGCACGCCCAAGCUGGAGGAGACCACUACCGCACCACCUUCCCCGCCGUCUUCAGGCUCAUCACCCGGAGCUGCUGACCCACCUCGGGAUAAGCUGUUCACCUGUAAGGUGUGCUCACGUUCUUUUGGCUACAAGCACGUCCUACAAAAUCAUGAACGCACACACACUGGUGAGAAGCCGUUCGAGUGUGGAGAAUGCCACAAGCGUUUUACGCGCGACCAUCACCUUAAGACACAUCUGCGCCUUCACACGGGUGAGAAGCCAUACAGCUGCCCGCACUGCCCACGUCAUUUUGUGCAGGUUGCAAACUUACGGCGACAUCUUCGCGUUCACACUGGCGAGCGACCUUAUGCGUGUGCUCGUUGUCCAGCUCGAUUUUCAGACUCUAAUCAACUAAAAGCCCAUGCAUUAGUUCAUGAAGGCGAUGCUCCUUUCGCGUGUCGAUGUGGGGCGCGCUUCAGGCGUCGGCAAGCAGCCGCUCUGCACAGAUGUGCCAGCAGUGGUUAUGAGCCUGACACGCCGAGUCCGCCCGUGGCGACAGCGCCCGACUGGCGUUGGGACGAGUGGCCCGAGCAAACCGAGCCCGAAGACCUGUCUCUGCCGCGAAGGCCGGCCACGCCGGACUCCCCCACCGACCUGCGCGUCCACUCCGCGUAGUGGGCACGCGCCCCCGCGCCACGUGCGCCGCUGAGCCGGUAUACGAGUUCCUCCCGCGUAGACCCCGCGCUGCCGUCGGCCGUCGACGCCGAUGUUCUCGCACUCAUUUGUUCAGGAUGCUCGCUCUUGAUCCCUUGAUUCCUUACAAAUUCCUUGCGAAGUAAAAAUAAUAAUUAUUGCAGUUAAAAAUAACGUUACAGUUAUACUUUUUAUAGAACAUUUUUUGCUUUUCUCAGUAAGACUACCGACGUAGUCUCGUUAGGUAGUCCUCUAUUCUUUUUUACGAUUUAACAUUUGCAAUGGUCGCCAUAAAAAGUACGUUUUUCAUCCAUGUUACAGUUUAGAAGUUUAUUGUUGUAGUAUUUUGCAUAAUCGCAAGGCGAGGUGAGGUAAAAACGACGACUUUUUGUUCUUUUGUGUUGCAAUAUAUUGCACAAAAGAUAUUUUUUGAUUUAUAGGUAUCGCCAAUUGUUUCGUGAUAAAAACAAAAAAAAAUGUUUCGCUAUGUUUGACACUAUUGAUUUUCAAUCGGUGUCCUCCCUCGCGCUUAACGAACGGAAACUGGAAUAUGGUCUAGCCGGAGAAGGUCGCGACAUUGCCUCAUUAUUUCGGCGACAAAGGCUACUUCACAAGCGGUAAUUAUUGCGUAUUGAGCUCGAUAUCGAGUUCCGACUGACAAAGCUAUUGCUAUUGUACGCGUCCCGAUUCGUAGCGACUCAUGAUAACCGGUUCGUAAUCACUCUUUUCAUUAUUUUAUUUCUUAAGUUUUCUUUCAAAAGCUUUUUAAAAGUUUACUCGCUGUGGAUACUUCUUUUCUCUUUUUGGCGCAAUACCAAAUAAUACUGGUUUGGAAAUCAUGAUACGGGAUAAUUGUAUAGAAUCAUGGGGUUUUGUAAUUAUAAUAAUAUGAUUAAGAGCGGGUAUCUGAGCGUCCUGAGAGCGGGCUCGGAGGUCCAGCCGACCGCGCGCACCGUGCUUCUGUACAUAAUGCUGUCUCUAACAAGAUUAUUUAUUAUUUAUCCAUUAGUUGGUAGACGUUGCGAUAUCUUUACGGUUUCAAAGCCGAAAACGGUAUUGUUAAUAUUACGUGUACAUAUUUAUGUAGUCUUACGUAAAGUACGUAGUAGAGAAGUUGGUGUCUCGAAAAUUAUAUUUCAAAUUAUUUAAAUUCGAUUCGGAACCCACUUUCAAUGGGCUGUGCUGUAUUGUAUGGGGAAUAUAGACAAGUGGGUAAUAUGUGUUAUAGAAAUUAUUGUGUAAAGUGGGACCAUGUGUACUGACGAUUGCAUACGUUAAGGUGAAUAUUUACUUGUAAUUAUAAGCAACAGUCAGAAUAUUUAAAGUGUUGUACAUAUUCUUAGAGUUAAAUUAUUAACAUCUCGUCGUACGCAUGGCCCCUGUGUUAUAUAUGAAUGUGUCCUCGUUCACACGAAGAUGGUGUAUUGAGCAUUAUUGCAAUUUGUUCUACGGGUAUUAGUUUCCUACUAGAUGUAAUGUUUUAUUUUCGAUGUUUUGAUAUAAUUUAAUGUCAAAGUAGUUGUUCUGAACGUUGUAGCGCACAUGGUUUAUGAUGAUCAUUAUGUAAUUAUAUGGUUAGGCUGUACUGUUUGUUGAUUAUUAUUAUUUUAUCUUCUCGAGUCAAGUUUGUAGUAAACGUAGGGUCUUAGCGUAAGUAAUGGGUGUAGGUGAUCGAUAUAUUUUUUUCCAAAGAAAUAAUUGGUACAAAUAUAAAUGUGUACAAAUUUAAUGAUAACUUUCGAUUAGAAGUCGUAAUUUCAUGUUGCAAUGUUGUAAUAUUAUGGUAGUUAGCGUAAAGUUAGGCGUGUCUGCCAUUAUCUACCUCAGUUGACUACGGUUACUACGCCAGGGUAAAGAGCCAAAGUUCUUGGAAUAUUUUCUAUAGUCUGUCAAGGUACAGGUGACAGGAUGGUACAGCGGCCACCAUGUGGUGUCGCGUGAUCAUUACUUUGAGACUGAUUUUUAUUCGUUAUUUUGGUUACCGCUUGUACGGUACUUGUGAGCACUAGCCUUUGCACUGACGAGUAUAUUUAUGUAUCUUUAACUUUAACAUAAAUACUACAUCAUUGAUAAACAUCUUUCGAUCAACACAAAACUAAAGAUACAUAUUUAUAAACGCAGUGUAAAGGUUGCAAUUAAUUUGAGUUCCUAUUUAAUUAAAGAUUUGAAGUGUUGUUUUGGUUAAUAUUAUAUGUUUAUAAUUAGUUAGCGGCGUAUAUUUCGGUGCCAUGUCAGGAUGCAGACCAAAUCGUAAGAUAACACUAGUUAAGAUUGUCUGUUAAAUGUUACCGUAGGAAUCCAAAACCUAUCUACCUCAUGUAAAAUCGAAAUACAGGUAUUCUUAAAACAUUCGUAAUGAAUUACUUAGUUCGGAAUAACUGUACUUGUACAAAAUAAUAAUAUAAGAUAUAAAUGUGUCAUAAUUAUGGUACGACUAUUAUAUGUAUUUCUUUAUCAAUGUCCAGUACAUAAUUAUUAAAAUAAAGAGAUGUUUGUUAUUUAUA